Messenger RNA from Ilex paraguariensis (yerba mate), 1409 nucleotides. The record is from the annotation of a GenBank genome assembly. NCBI's taxonomy places the organism in Eukaryota, Viridiplantae, Streptophyta, Magnoliopsida, Aquifoliales, Aquifoliaceae.
UGCCUUGUUCUUCUUAUUCUAUUCUCCCUCUGUCUAGCGGCCCCAUUCCCUCAAGACACCCCCCUUUACUAUAAAGAAGCCUCACUUUCCUUCCACAUACCACCCCUUCACCUCACCCCUCUCUCUCUCUCCCUCUCUCUAGUUCUUAGUUCUUGUUCCCUCUUGUUCUUGUUCUUCUUUGUUGUAGUCUUGUUACUCAUAUUCUUCACUUGGAUGGAUUAUAAUAAUUAAGAGCUGUACAUAAGUUAGUAGAAUUCAAGCUCAAUUGGGUUGAGUUUGAAUUUAGGCCAGGCUGAGUUUUUUUGUCUGUGAGGUGUUUUUCUUGAGAUGGAGAAGCUUAACUUUCUCAGGAACGGUGUGCUUAGAUUGCCUCCUGGGUUCCGCUUCCACCCCACAGACGAAGAGCUUGUUGUUCAGUACUUGAAGCGCAAGGUGCUUUCUUGCCCCUUGCCGGCUUCUAUCAUCCCUGAGGUUGAUGUUUGCAAGUCCGAUCCUUGGGAUUUGCCAGGUGGUUCGGAGCAAGAGAGGUAUUUUUUCAGCACCAGGGAGGUGAAGUACCCAAAUGGCAAUAGAUCAAACAGAGCAACUGGUUCCGGGUAUUGGAAGGCCACUGGACUAGACAAAAAGAUUGCGACUUGUAGGAGUAACCAAGUCGUGGGGAUGAAAAAGACUCUGGUUUUUUACAGAGGAAAACCUCCACAUGGGAUUAGAACUGAUUGGAUCAUGCACGAGUAUCGCCUUAUUAUAGAUCCUGAAACUACUGCCAGGACUACCCAGCAAGCAAACAACUCAACCCAUGAAAACUGGGUGCUCUGUCGCAUAUUUUUGAAGAAAAGAGGUACUAAAAAUGAAGAUGAGACCGCACAAUCCCACAAUGGUGACAUACCUCCGAGUGUGGCGAACAAUAUGCCUGUUUUCUAUGAUUUCCUGGCCAAGGACAAGACUGAUUUGAAUUUGGCCCCCGCUUCCUCGUCCUCGGGUUCGAGUGGAAUCACGGAGGUCUCUUGUAAUGAAAUAGAUGAUCACGAAGAAAGUAGUAGUUGCAAUAGUUUCACCACUUUUAGGAGAAAACCCUAAACCAUGGCCGCCUUAGUGCACUACAUCCUCAGUAGUAUGUUUGUAUUUGUAAAAUUGAGGCUUUCCAAAACCCCCUCCCCCCCAUCAGAAUAACCAUCUUGGAAAUCUGAUGUUUGGCCACUCAGUUUAGCUUCUGAGGUUGGAAAAAAAAAAAAUGACAGUAACUGUUACCAAGACAUUGGAGAGCAAAGGAUGUUAACUGAUGGAACUAUGUACUUGAGUCCCAAAGUUUCAGAAUUAUUGACAAUCUUUUACUUAGUUUUUUACUCAAAAACUGUUUUCAUAAAUCAAGUUAUGGUUCAUCACUGUUCUAUUCACCAUGCAAAGCUUUG